Molecule: messenger RNA, 579 nt
Organism: Neopelma chrysocephalum (saffron-crested tyrant-manakin)
Lineage: Eukaryota; Metazoa; Chordata; Aves; Passeriformes; Pipridae
Product: neuralized-like protein 4
Exons: 4
Coding region: 49-579 (176 amino acids)
Molecular function (GO): ubiquitin protein ligase activity
Source: RefSeq, a predicted model, not a curated record
ACCACGGUGACCCCUCCGGUGGUGUACGGCGUGGUGGACCUGUACGGGAUGGCCGUCAAGGUGACCAUCGUGCACAACCACAACCACAGCGACCGCCUGCGCCGCAACAACGCCAUCCUGCGCGCCCUGUCCCCAGAGGGGACCCCCCGACGGCCACCCCGGGACCCCCCCGCGCCCCCCGGGCAACCCCCGGGGCCCCCACGGCUCCUCUUCCACCCCAACUGCGGCCAGAAGGCCGCCGUGGUCAACGAGGGACGCACGGCGCUGCGGCCGCAUGCCACGGAUGACUUCAACCACGGGGUCGUGCUGAGUGCCCGGGCGCUCAGGGACAACGAGCUGUUCCAGGUCCGCAUCGACAAGAUGGUUGACAAGUGGGCGGGGUCCAUCGAGAUCGGGGUCACCACCCACAACCCGGCCUACCUGCAGCUGCCCUCCACCAUGACCAACCUGCGCUCAGGGACGUGGAUGAUGACGGGGAACGGGGUGAUGCACAACGGCACCACCGUCCUGGACGAGUACGGACACAACCUCGACAGACUCAAGGCAGGGGACACGGUGGGGGCUGUGGGGACACCCUGA